CUUCCUGAUUCGGGGGUCGGCGCAACAUGGCGGCUGCCAGAGGGGCUUGGCUGGUGGGCGAGUUGUUGAGGUUUUUUUAUUCACUGUUUGUCCCUGGACUAAUUGUGUGUGGCAUUUUAUGUGUGUGUGUGGCUGUUGUCCUGUGGAUAAUCAGACUGCUACUUCAGAAAAAGAAAAAAUCAGUGUCAAGCAAAAAUGGAAAAAAUCAGAUGGUGAUUGCAUUUUUUCAUCCCUAUUGCAAUGCCGGUGGUGGAGGAGAAAGAGUUCUUUGGUGUGCCUUAAGAGCCCUGCAGAAAAAAUAUCCUGAAGCAGUUUAUGCUGUUUAUACUGGGGAUACUAACGUCACCGGGGAACAGAUACUAGAAGGCGCCUUCAGAAGGUUUAACAUCAGAUUGAGUCACCCAGUGCGCUUCGUUUUCUUAAGGAAACGCUAUCUAGUGGAAGAUUCCCGAUAUCCCCACUUCACACUGCUGGGCCAAAGUCUUGGCUCCAUUUUUCUUGGUUGGGAAGCUCUGAUGCAGUGUGUCCCUGACGUCUACAUCGAUUCCAUGGGAUAUGCUUUCAUACUUCCUCUCUUCAAGUACCUAGGGGGUUGCCGAGUCGGCAGCUAUGUUCACUACCCCACCAUCAGCACUGACAUGUUGGCCGUGGUGAGGAAUCAGAAUGUCGGAUUCAACAACGCAGCCUUUAUCACCCGGAACCCGGUCCUCAGCCAAGCCAAGCUCAUCUACUACCACCUGUUUGCUUUCCUGUAUGGGCUUGCUGGCUCAUGCAGUGACACAGUCAUGGUCAACUCCUCCUGGACCCUGAACCACAUCCUGUCCCUUUGGAAGGUGGGGGACUGCACAAGCGUUGUUUAUCCGCCCUGUGACGUGCAGACAUUUCUAGACAUUCCCUUGGACGAGGAAGAGCCGCCUGCAGAGCGUCUGCUGGUUUCCAUCGGGCAGUUCCGGCCCGAGAAGAACCAUCCUUUGCAGAUCAGAGCUUUUGCUAAGUUGCUCAGUAAGAAAGUGGCAGAGUCGCCUGCAGCACUGAAGCUUGUCCUCAUUGGAGGCUGCCGGAACAAGGAUGACGAGCUGAGGGUGAACCAGCUGAGAAAGCUGACUGAGGAGUUAGGCGUUCAAGGAGAUGUGGAAUUUAAAGUAAACAUCCCAUUUGACGAACUGAAGAAGUACUUGUCCAAAGCAACAAUCGGCCUGCAUACCAUGUGGAAUGAGCAUUUUGGGAUUGGGAUUGUGGAGUGUAUGGCAGCUGGCACAGUCAUCCUGGCACACAACUCGGGGGGCCCGAAGCUUGACAUUGUCGUUCCUCAUGAAGGAGACAUAACUGGAUUUCUCGCUGAGACCGAGGAAGGCUAUGCUGACACGAUGGCUCAUAUUCUUUCCCUGUCUGCAGAAGAGAGACUCCGAAUCAGGAGCAAUGCCCGGGCGUCUGUAAGCAGAUUUUCUGACCAGGAGUUCGAAACCACAUUCCUGUCAUCGGUGGAAAAGUUACUUAAAUAAGGCUAUCUGUGCAAAUCAGAAAAACUUGCUAGCAAACUUUACAGCAGCCUAUGUAAAUACUUUUUCUCAUAAACUCAUUCCCUAUUAUAAUAAAGUCAGCCUGAGCAAUGUU
Molecule: messenger RNA, 1614 nt
Organism: Ochotona curzoniae (black-lipped pika)
Lineage: Eukaryota; Metazoa; Chordata; Mammalia; Lagomorpha; Ochotonidae
Gene: ALG11
Product: ALG11 alpha-1,2-mannosyltransferase
Exons: 4
Coding region: 27-1502 (491 amino acids)
Biological process (GO): protein N-linked glycosylation
Cellular component (GO): endoplasmic reticulum membrane
Molecular function (GO): GDP-Man:Man(3)GlcNAc(2)-PP-Dol alpha-1,2-mannosyltransferase activity
Source: RefSeq, a predicted model, not a curated record